GAGUCGGACCCUCGGUCCCUCCAGCUCAGUAUUGUCUACACAGACUGGCAGCAGCGGCUUCUCCAAGGUUGCAGGCAGCAGGAGUCUCUCUCAGCCCUAUCUUCCUUCUCUUUCCCUUCUUUCUUCCUCUCUUCUCUCCUCCUUUCUCCCCCCCCCUUCCAUUUUCCUCUUUCCUUCCCCCUCUUCAUCUUCCUUCCUGUGCCUCUUCUCCAUCACUUUCCUCCUGCCCUCCCUCCUCGCCUCCUCUCCCCUUCUUCUCUUCCCCUCCCUCCCUUUGUCUCCCUUCUUCUUCUUCUUCCUCCUCCUCCUCCUCUCGGGGCUUUUCCAACGGGGGGGGGGCAAGCUGAGCAGCCGCUGGAGGCGGAGACAGGCGGGCGGGCGCUUUCUCGGCCGCCGCAGCCGCAUCGUGACGCUGGGCGGGGAAGAAAGGAAGGCGCGGGGGGGAAGCCGGCGGCGGCGGCCGGGAUGGAGCAACCCCGCCGAGGAUGAAGAAGGGCGCUGGCGGCGGAGGCAUGGCCGCUGCAGCCCUAGAUGCGGAGUCUCUCGGGGGAGAUGAGUGCCUGGAAGAAGACGAGGAGGAGUUGGAGACGGGCCUGGAAGAUCCGGAGAGCGUGGGGAAGUUGACGCCGGGUGGGCGCGGCUGUUGCAUCCUGACCCGCCGCGGGAUCACCCUGCGUGUGCUACUCAAGGACGGGCUGAUCGAGCCGGGAGAAGGGGUGCUCUCCAUUUACUACCUGGGCAAGAAAUUCUUGGGCGAUCUGCUGACGGACGGGAAGAUCGUGUGGCAGGAGACGGGUCAGGUCUUCAACUCACCCAGCGCCUGGGCAACGUACUGCAAGAAACUCGUCAACCCAGCCAAGAAAUCGGGCUGUGGCUGGGCCUCGGUCAAGUACAAGGGCCAGAAACUCGACCAGUAUAAGGCCAUCUGGCUGAAGAAAUACCAGCCCCAUGCCUCCGUUGCCGAGGAGAGUUUGGUGAGUGAAGGGGAAGAGGAGGAAUUUGCUGAGGAGGAGGAGGAGGAAGCCAAGGGGGUAAAAUCUAUGCCCCCAGAUUCUGUGCUGGCCAAGAAACUGGAGGAGAGGACCAGAAAACAGCAAUGCAAAAAUCUGCCAGAAUUGCACAGCACAGAUAAUGUCAAGAGGCUGGACAACAGAAACCGUGUCCCAGUCCGCUACUGCAACUUGGGAAGUCGUGAUUCUGCCAGGAAUCCCCACACUCUGGUGGAAGUGACCUCUUUUGCAGCCCUGAACAAGUUCCAGCCUUUCAAUGUUGCCAUUUCCAGCAACGUUCUUCUGCUCCUGGAUUUCCAUAGCCACUUAACGAAAAGCGAAGUGGUUGGUUACCUGGGAGGGCGCUGGGACAUCAACAGCCAAUUAUUGACGGUGCUGAGGGCGUUCCCUUGCCGGUCCCGUCUUGGAGACAUUGAAUUGGCUGCUGUUGUGGAGGAGGAGAUCUGCCAGAACCUCUUCAUGCGUGGGCUGUCCCUGGUGGGCUGGUACCACAGCCAUCCCUUCAGCCACCCCCUCCCGUCCCUGCAAGACAUCGACACUCAGAUGGAUUACCAGCUCAAACUCCAGGGGACCAACAACAGCUUCCAGCCCUGCCUGGCUCUCAUCUGCAGUCCUUACUUCCAUGGUAACCCAGGUGUGGAGUCUAAGAUUUCACCCUUCUGGGUCUUGCCCCCUCCAGAGCAAAGGCCUUACGAUUACGGCAUCCCUAUGGAAGUGGAAGUCACUUAUGUCCAAGAUGGAUUUUUAACCAACGACGUCCUCCACGAGAUGAUGCUGCUGGUGGAGUUUUACAAAGGAGCCCCCGAUUUGGUGAAGUUUCAGGAAACGUGGAGUCAGGAACAGACGUACUUGGACAAGCUUAAGGGCUCCCUAGCCUCCCGGACACCUAAGGACCAAGGCUUCGGACAUAUCUUGGAACAAGUUUACACGCUUCUUAAGCACAAAAGCUGAAGAGGAGAAACCGGAUUCUGAACUCUGCUGGUGCGGUUGGUGCUAAGGCUUGGGGCAAAAGAUGCUCCCACCUAUGAGCUGAAGGUGCAGCACCUCCCUUGAUUUUGGAGGGGUGGGACAUGGGUACUCUUCGUAGCCUUUAAAAGAAAAUAAUGAUAAUUCCAAGAUUUUCAGAGUAGGGGCUACCCAAGAGUGCCUUGGCAGUAGCGUAUUGCCCAUCCUGGACUUCCUUGAAGGGCCAGAAGAGAGGAAUUUUAGAUGCCUUUUGCCUUUGAGUUCAGAUCUUCACCUUGGAAUGAACCGGGGUGGAUGGCAUUCCAUUUGAUACAGCCGGUUUGUAGUAUCCUUUGGGGUCAUAUUUACCCCCAAAAAACACUUUGUAGAGAUACUGAGCAAAGAAAGAACACUGUCCAUUACAAAGCUAGAAAAGACCUUGUGUGUUGAGCCUCUGUGCCCUUUCCCCCCAAGAAAUCGAGAGAUUCUGGUUUGUCUCUAGACAAAGAACGGAUUACAUUGUCACAACAGCAUUUUGUGAGCUCCCUUUGACCCCAAACACCUUCAGUGCAUCCUGGGGUUGGCAACACUCUACCAUCUGUAUUAGUAAAAACUGCAAUUUUGGACAAGAGGGAGCUGAAUGAAAUGCCACAGGGCACUUAAAUCUGAUUCCGGUUGAGCCCAGCCUGGAAGAUGGAGUUGCAGAACACUGAAAAGAAGCUCUUACCAUUGUUUUCCUUCUCCAGUGGGGCUCGAUCGACCCCGGUUCCUUCCAAGGGUUAAGGAGGCCAAUGCUGCCAUUUACAGGCGAGUAACAGAGUGCAAGAGCGGAAGUGAUUUGGCCAAAGGGGCUCACUCUGGAUUUGCACCCAAGCCCUGCAGGCUCAAGGUAGAAGCGCUGCAACACUGUUCAGUUCUUCCUCUGCUUUUCCAAGAUGAGUCGAGACCCUUCACCUUGCAGGCCUGCCUUUAAACCAGGAUGCUGUUGGCCAAUAAAGGAUGGAGGAUCAUUCACCUGUAAACAUGGGGGCAAGAGCUGCAUAUUGAUGGGGAAGCACCACUCUCUUCUGAAGAUGUUAUUUGUAGAAAAGCGGUAGAUUUGAGCUAAGAGGAGGACAGUUUUCAGUAGAUUUGCGGUAGAAAUAUGUAGACUUAAGCGGCAAGGACGGCAGUUUAACAACACAGGAGCUGGAUAGCCACCUGUGAGGGAUGCUCAAGCAGUUUCCUGCACUGAACAGAGGCCUGGACUCGAAGAUCUUCAGCAGAGAUGUGGGUUUUCUGGAAACCUUUGAAUGGGAAAACUCUCUGGGACGUUUUCUGGGGAAAUCCCCAUGCAAAUUCCCUUUUUCACAUAAAAGCUGCAUUAAUUUAUUCUCUCAAAAAAACCCGACUGUAUACAUUUUUCUGCUGUUCUACCUAUUCGUGCAGUUUGAAAAACAACCACCCUCCAUCAUAUACAUUUAAUUUCAGAAAUGGAGUUUUCAAUUCUGAGAUUCUGCAGCCCUUGCGAAAUAGGAGUGGAGGAAUUUUUAAAAAACAUGCAAAGAAAGGGGUGGGGGAAAGAAUGGAGACUAGGUUUUAACACACCCAUUUUCCUAGAUUUUUUUUAAAAAGAUCUUUGAAUAUCUGUAUCUCCCCCAAUAACCCAGCUGUCAAACUGGAGCAGCCCAGAGGAGGCUGUCUACUGGAUCUCUCUAUGGUUAACUGUUCUGAUCUUGUCUCAAGGAGCCACCUCAGUGGGGGCUGCACUUUGAUCGCAUGCUCUCGUCUGAGGCAGAAAAAUUAUUUGUCCUAUUUUUUUAAUCUCUCUAGAGUUUAUUAAAUAUUUGGGCUGCUGAGCCGUGUAAGCGCCCAGUUUUAUGCGCAAUGAUAGGGUAGGCCUGAAAGCAAGGCUUCGUUACUGCCGACAUGUAGAGAUGCACUUCAGUAUAUAUGAACGUCUUUACGAAAUUUCAAGGAAACCCAUUUGUAGAAGGACUCAGUAG
This is a messenger RNA of Hemicordylus capensis (graceful crag lizard), 3940 nucleotides long. It is a transcript of the gene MPND, whose product is annotated as MPN domain containing. NCBI's taxonomy places the organism in Eukaryota, Metazoa, Chordata, Lepidosauria, Squamata, Cordylidae. Gene Ontology annotation, biological process: double-strand break repair. The transcript has 13 exons. Gene Ontology annotation, cellular component: BRISC complex; BRCA1-A complex. Gene Ontology annotation, molecular function: polyubiquitin modification-dependent protein binding; metallopeptidase activity. The record is from RefSeq and is a predicted model, not a curated record. Bases 486 to 1961 code for a protein of 491 amino acids.